AUGCCGAAUCAUCCAGAGGAAGGCCAAUUCGAGGCGGACCCGAGAGUACAUAUCGACAAGCUCUCUGGGAGGUACCAAUACGAGGACGAUGAGACAGGUCAGGAGUUUGAGUGGUCCGAGCCUGCAAAAGCUUGGGUACCGGUGAUUGAUGAAGACCAAUGGAAGCAGCAACAAGCUGCUUACUCUGUCGCUGGAGUCGACGAGUCGACUCCCGCCAAUGCUGUUCUUGCUCGAGAGGAGCGGAUAGCCAGCAAGCGGAAGAAGGAUCCUGCAGCACCUAAGGUCAAUGCCCGUGCUUCCUCAUCGAAGACUCAGGCGCCUGCUCAACCUUCUGCGCCUAAAAACACUGCUGUCUGGGUCACCAAUCUUCCGCCCGAUACGACCCCAGAGAAGCUAGCUUCCGUCUUUUCUAAAGCUGGAGUAUUGAUGAUUGGAGACGACGGCGAACCUCGGAUCAAGAUGUAUCACGAUGACGAUGGGAGAUUUCGAGGCGAGGCAUUGGUUAUGUACUUCAAGGAAGGCAGUGUAAGCCUCGCUAUCACGCUUCUGGACGACACAGAGUUGGAGCUUGGGGCUGGACAUGGGACCAUGAAAGUCAGGGAAGCGCAAUACGGAUCUGGCGCACAGGAUACCACAUCAUCUGGGGCCGGAGCGUCAGGGUCCAAUGGCCAGAACAAAGCCGAGUCUUCCUCAACCUUGGCGCAGAAUGGCACGGAGAAUGGAGAAGCAAAGAAGAAGAAGAGGGGACCGACAGCAGAGGAGAAACAGAGGAUGACCAAGAGGAUCCGAAGGAUGCAAGAUAAACUCACAUGGCAUUCCGAUUCCGAUUCCGACGACGCUGGCGCGCCAGCUGAGGGUGCUCCAAAACCCGGCGCAAAUCGGAUGAACCGUGUGGUCGUUUUGAAAGGCAUGUUUGUGCCUGCAGAUUUGGAGAAGAACCCGGCGUUGCUUCUAGAGCUCAAGGAAGACGUGAGGGACGAGGCAGAGACUCUGGGGACGGUCACCGCGGUGACGUUGUACGAUAAGGAGGAAGAUGGAGUCAUGACCAUCAAGUUCGCAGAAGCAGUCUCUGCUGAAGCUUGCGUCCUCAAGAUGAAUGGACGAUUCUUUGACGGUCGCAAGAUUUACGCAGGAAUAUACGGUGGCAGAGAGAGGUAUCGAAAAUCGGGUGUGGGAGACCUGGAUGAGGAUUCAGACAAGGAAGCCGAGAGAUUAGACAAAUUUGCACAGUGGCUAGUGGAUGGCGAUGAGGAUGAUGACAUCUGA
Kockovaella imperatae is the source of this 1266-nucleotide messenger RNA. RefSeq lists its product as hypothetical. Gene Ontology annotation, cellular component: U2-type spliceosomal complex; U2 snRNP. The transcript has 6 exons. The coding region runs from base 1 to 1266 and encodes 421 amino acids. NCBI's taxonomy places the organism in Eukaryota, Fungi, Basidiomycota, Tremellomycetes, Tremellales, Cuniculitremaceae. The record is from RefSeq and is a predicted model, not a curated record. Gene Ontology annotation, molecular function: RNA binding.